CUUGUUGUUUUGUAGAGCUGCAGUGCUCAACAUUUGAUCACAUGCAGCAGGCUAAAGCACAUGGAGAACCGCUGACCUGCCAGCUUCAAGGGACUUGGGUGUUGCAAUGGAACCAGUAUGUUUGCUUCUUCUGUUAAUAAGUAAAGUGAUUUCAGCUGGCGCCCAGUUCAAUGGGUACAAUUGUGAUGCCAAUUAUCACAGCAGGUUCCCUGCUGAAAGGGACAUCAGCGUCUUUUGUGGAGUCCAGACCGUCACUCUGAAGAUUAAUUUUUGCCCAGUUCUGUUCUCUGGUUACUCGGAAACAGAUUUAUCCCUCAAUGGAAGACAUGGUGACGCUCACUGCAGGGGCUUCAUCAAUAACAACACCUUCCCCACUGCAGUCAUCUUCACCAUCAGCCUGAACACCCUGGAAUCCUGCGGCAACAGCCUGGUGGUGUCCUCAGUCCCAGGUGUCAAUGCAUAUGGCAACUCAUCCAUGGUGCAGAUUGGUAAUCUUUCAGGAUAUAUUGACACUCCAGAUCCUCCAACAAUCAUCAGCUAUCUGCCUGGUCUGCUGUAUAAAUUCAGCUGCAGCUAUCCUCUUGAGUACCUCGUCAACAAUACGCAGCUCGCUUCGUCAUCUGCUGCUAUUUCUGUCAAGGACAACAAUGGUUCGUUUUUAAGCACUUUGAAUUUACUCCUCUACAAUGACUCAACCUAUGCACAGCAGCUGGCAAUACCAAACGCAGGGCUGCCCUUAAAGACCAAAGUGUACGCAGCAGUCAAAGCAACUAACCUGGAUGGAAGAUGGAAUGUUUUGAUGGACUACUGUUACACAACGCCUUCUGGGAAUCCUAGCGACGAACUUAGAUACGAUCUGUUCUUUAGUUGUGACAAAGAUCCACAAACAACUGUUUUUGAAAACGGCAAAAGUCAAAUGGGCAGGUUUUCCUUCGAAGUGUUCCGGUUUGUCAAGCACAAAAACCAGAAGAUGUCGACUGUGUUUCUACAUUGUGUGACCAAACUCUGCAGAGCAGAUGACUGUCCUUUACUCAUGCCGAUCUGUGGCAGCCGAAAGAAAAGGAAUCUUUUUGAGGAGACAACACCUGUUCCUCAGAGUGCCUCUGGAAACGCUGUCAUUACAGCAGGUCCCAUUAUUACAAGGAGCGAUGAAACACCAACCAACAACUCCCAGUUAGCACAGCUAAACAGACCUGCCUUCCAGCUCAACUCAGUCACAAGUGCGCUGGUCUCCGGGAUCGUUAUCCUGGGAUUCAUGAGCCUGUGCUUCUUUGUGUUCUCCCUGACUCUCCUCAGCGGAAAGCGUCGCAGUAACCCAGUGCUGGCGGGCAUUAGGAACCCCGUUUUUAACUGACCCCUGAUUUUCACUUGUUUGUUUAAAAUGUUAUUAUUGAAAUACUGUA
Molecule: messenger RNA, 1403 nt
Organism: Polyodon spathula (Mississippi paddlefish)
Lineage: Eukaryota; Metazoa; Chordata; Actinopteri; Acipenseriformes; Polyodontidae
Gene: zpld1a
Product: zona pellucida-like domain containing 1a
Exons: 11
Coding region: 107-1354 (415 amino acids)
Cellular component (GO): cell surface
Source: RefSeq, a predicted model, not a curated record